CUCAUUAUCUAAAGUGAAUCUCAUUCCUUAUCUUUUAGAUCCGCCGCUUGCUAGUUUUGACUCAUUAGACUAGCAAAUUUGCACCUUGAAAAUUUCGAAGGACAAGCCCUCCAGCCAUUAGCAGCACAUGGUGGCUGGCUUUGUAUCGAACAACAAGCGAUAGGAAAACAGUAAAUCUAAUCUACAUAGUAAAGCCCCCCAUGUUCGAAGCUAAAAUAGAAGUGAUAAGAUCUGUAAAGGUAUUAUCUCAUUUUAAUUAACACUAGAUCGUCACUAGCCAAUACCACCACCAUGAUUAGACAUGUUCAUGCCUCCCCAACCUGCUGGAACCGUAUUUUUCUUUUCUUUUCAUCUAGGUGCUCGCGUGCCAUGUGGCUUUUGGCCUUUCGCUUUGCGGAUACUUCUUAUGUGCUGACAUCAAUAUUUCAUCAUUCUUAUAUCCCCUUCUCUUUCAUACGACAAUCCUAAUUCCUACCGGUCCUAUUUGCGACUUACCUCGGUUUACCGUUGCAGAGCUACCCAGUGGUCUGUAAGUCGGAGCAGCUACUCUGUGUGACCUACCAAACUCGUCGCAAACGACCAAAUUUGCUAGCCUAGAGGUCACUCAUCAACAUGGCGUGGGUUCACGACUUCAACGUUAGGGUUGCGAAGAGUCCUGUCGGGCGGUGGUUCCAGCUCGAGGGAUCAGGUCACCCCAGGGAACGAAAGGGUUCCUACUUUUUCACCGAGCUGCGCGCUGGAGUCGCUGCUUUUUUCGCUAUGGCUUAUAUCAUCGCGGUUAACUCUAGCAUCGUGUCUGACACGGGCGGUACCUGUGUGUGCAACGGCGGACUGGCUGACCCGUUAUGUAAGGUGAACGAGGAGUAUUUGUUGUGUGCUGCUGAAAUCAAGCGCGACCUCGUCACGGCGACGGCCGCUAUCUCUGCGCUAUCGUCGUUUUGUAUGGGCUUGUUUGCAAACCUCCCGGUCUCUUUGGCUCCUGGUAUGGGUCUGAAUGCUUACUUUGCUUAUACCGUAGUCGGAUAUCACGGUGCGGGGCUUGUGCCUUACUCUGUAGCUCUAACGGCCAUCUUCGUCGAAGGAUGGGUUUUCUUCGCUCUUGCUCUAUUUGGCCUCCGCCAAUGGCUCGCUAGGGCUAUCCCGCGAUCGAUCAAGCUUGCUACGAGCGUGGGUAUCGGCCUCUUUCUAACCCUGAUCGGGUUAACAUAUAGCGAGGGCAUCGGUCUCGUGACUGGGGCACAGGAUACGCCGAUGGAGUUAGCUGGCUGCUCGGCUGUAGACACAGAGACCGGGCGUUGUCCCGAUGGCGACAAGAUGCGUAAUCCGAAGAUGUGGAUUGGUAUAUUCUGUGGUGGGGUUCUGACCGUGCUCCUGAUGAUGUAUCGCGUGAAGGGGGCUAUCAUCGCUGGAAUCUUACUUGUCAGUAUCAUUUCGUGGCCACGAGGAACUUCUGUCACCUAUUUCCCAUACACCACCGUGGGCGAUGACGCUUUCGAUUUCUUCAAGAAGGUUGUCGACUUCCAUCAGAUCAGCAAGACCCUCACCGUCCAGCGUUGGGAUAUUGCGGAAUAUGGGGGUCAGUUUGGCUUGGCGUUUAUCACUUUUCUCUACGUCGACAUCCUUGACUGCACAGGAACCUUGUAUUCGAUGGCACGAUUUUCCAACGUUAUCGACCCCGUAACCGAGGAUUUCGAGGGCUCAACCGUGGCAUAUAUGGUUGAUGCGAUUAGCAUAUCUAUCGGAUCUCUCUUAGGAUGCCCACCUGUUACUGCCUUCGUCGAAAGUGGAGCUGGUAUCGCCGAUGGUGGGCGAACUGGUCUUACUUCGAUGACUACGGGCCUGUGUUUCUUCAUCUCCAUUUUCUUUGCACCCAUCUUCGCGUCAAUCCCUCCAUGGGCUACAGGUUGCGUACUGGUUUUGGUCGGAUCAAUGAUGAUGCGGGCAGUGACUGAGAUUAACUGGAAUUAUAUUGGUGACGCCAUACCAGCUUUUGUUACUAUAUUUGCAAUGCCUUUUACGUACAGCAUUGCUGAUGGUCUUAUUGGUGGUAUUUGUUUAUACAUCUUAAUCAAUACCCUGGUGUGGCUGAUCGAGAAGGUAUCCGGAGGACGUAUUGUCCCGCCUAACAAGGCUGAAAAGGACCGCUGGACCUGGAAACUCCGUGGUGGUAUAUUACCACCUUGGGUAAUGCGCCUCUAUACUGGAAAGAGUGGUUUCUUUCAGGAUACUCCUGCGACAGAAUCGAGUGUUGAUGUACCUGGAGAAGACCAUAUGGCGAAGACGAAAUCGAAAGAACAUGGAAGGGGUCACACCGAAGAGUCUACACUCCAGGUCCAGGAGAAGUCUACUUAAAUAUCAUCUGUAUAUGAUGUAACGUGUAUUUAUAGUCAACUCUGUGCAUAUAUGGCAUAUAUAUCUGUCUUGGAUAUAUUUAACUGGGUAGCCCCAUAACAACACACCUUCUACAAUAUUGGGACGGAAGCAUGAUUUGGGUUGAUUUGUAUGUAUGCUACAUUACAAAGAACUUUGGAUCAUAGAUGGAGUCAUACGGGUAAAUAGGAAA
Daldinia loculata is the source of this 2563-nucleotide messenger RNA. RefSeq lists its product as uncharacterized. Gene Ontology annotation, cellular component: plasma membrane. The record is from RefSeq and is a predicted model, not a curated record. Gene Ontology annotation, biological process: transmembrane transport. Gene Ontology annotation, molecular function: purine nucleobase transmembrane transporter activity. The transcript is spliced from 6 exons. Lineage: Eukaryota; Fungi; Ascomycota; Sordariomycetes; Xylariales; Hypoxylaceae. The coding region runs from base 613 to 2352 and encodes 579 amino acids.